This is a messenger RNA of Helobdella robusta, 2975 nucleotides long. RefSeq lists its product as hypothetical. The record is from RefSeq and is a predicted model, not a curated record. Gene Ontology annotation, molecular function: protein phosphatase binding; transcription coactivator activity; alpha-catenin binding. The coding region runs from base 1 to 2259 and encodes 752 amino acids. The transcript has 16 exons. NCBI's taxonomy places the organism in Eukaryota, Metazoa, Annelida, Clitellata, Rhynchobdellida, Glossiphoniidae. Gene Ontology annotation, cellular component: catenin complex; adherens junction. Gene Ontology annotation, biological process: positive regulation of transcription by RNA polymerase II; cell adhesion.
AUGGAAAGCUACCCAAGUCACACAGCUCCUUAUUCAAUGGACUAUGAUGCAGUUUACAUGCAGGAACAAAUUAAUGACAUGAACCAGCAACUGACGCAGACUCGCUCACAGAGGGUCCGUGCGGCCAUGUUCCCCGAGACAUUUAACGACGAGGAAAUUCAAAUUCCUUCAACGCAGAAACACUUUGGCCAGAUGACGACUGUGCAGAGACUGGCUGAACCAUCACGGAUGCUGAAGCAUGCUGUCGUCAAUCUCAUCAACUAUCAGGAGGAUGCAGAUGUGGCGGUGAGGGCGAUUCCUGAGUUGAUAUCACUACUGAAUGAUGAGGAUCAGAUUGUAGUUGGCCACGCAGCUCUCAUGAGUCACCAACUUUCGAAGAAGGAGGCCAGCAGACACGCCCUUCUCAACUCUCCACAGAUCAUCGCUGCCCUUAUCAAUGCACUCAACAAAGCCAAAGACCCAGAAACCAUUAGGUACUUGACGGGGGCACUGCACAACCUGUCCCACCACCAGCAAGGACUGUUGUACAUCUUCAAGUCUGGUGGCAUACCUGCUCUCAUCAGGCUGCUUAGUUCCCCCAUUGAAUCGAUUCUCUUCUAUGCGAUGACUACACUACACAAUUUGUUGCUACACCAGGAAGGAGCUAAGAUGGCGGUGCACACCGCAGGGGGGCUGCAAAAAAUGGUGGCCCUCUUGACGUACGAUGACCCAAAGUUCCUGGCUAUAACCACUGACUGCCUGCAACUUCUUGCUUAUGGAAAUCAGGAAUGCAAAUUGAUCAUCCUGGCGAGUGGAGGUCCAGACAAUCUGGUGCGCAUCAUGGAGAGGUACAACUACGAGAAGUUGCUCUGGACCACAUCCAGGGUUCUCAAGGUUCUCUCCGUCUGUCCCAGCAACAAGGUGGCCAUUGUUGAAGCCGGAGGCAUACACGUCCUCUCCAACCUGCUCGUGAACCCGAGUACUCGACUCGUUCACAACUGCAUGUGGACCAUCCGGAACCUCUCUGACUCUGCCACCAAACUGGAAGGAAUGGAGCCUGUUCUGGAAGUAUGCGUGCGAAUGUUGCAGAUGGACGACUUGGAUAUGAUCAUUUGCUCCUGCGGCAUCCUGUCCAACCUCACCUGCAACAACCACGCCAACAAGUCGUACGUGUAUCAAAUAUCUGGAGUGGAGGCACUUGUGGCCACAGUCGUCAAGGCUGGAGACAGGGAGGACAUCACCGAACCAUCCGUGUGUGCACUGCGUCACCUGACCAGUCGACAUGCGCAUGCUGAAUUAUCUCAAAACCUGAUUCGAGAAGAAGGAGGUCUCAUGCCAAUCAUCAACCUCCUCCACCCGCCAUCCCACUGGCCUCUCCUCAAGGCAACCGUCAGCUUGGUCAGGAAUUUGGCACUUUGUGAGAAGAACAAUCCAGAACUGCGGGGAUUGGGAGCAGUCCCGAAGAUCAUCCAGCUGCUUGUGAGGUCCCAUCAGGAAGUUCAGAAGGCUGUACUAAGCAACUCAUCCGAUGGAAUAAUGAUGGAUGCAGUGAGAAUGGAUGAGAUGGUGGAGACGUGUGUUGGCGCUCUGCACAUUCUGGCACGCGACGUUCACAACAGGACAAUCAUCAAGGAACACAACUGCAUUCCUCUCUUUGUGCAGUUACUCUACUUCCCCCACGAGAACACCCAGCGGGUGACGACGGGAGUGCUGUGCGAGUUGGCAGCGGAGAAGGAUGCGGUGGAGAUGACUGAGCAGGAAGGUGCCACGGCUCCCCUCACCGAGUUGCUGCACAGCCACAAUGAAGCCGUCGCGACGUAUGCAGCGGCAAUAUUGUAUCGCAUGAGUGAAGACAAGUCGGCGGAUUACAAGAAGAGACUGUCCAUUGAACUGACCAACUCUCUGGUCAGAGGCGAUCCAAACACCUGGAACAACCAGCUGACUCAGGUUGAAGAGAUGUCAAACGAUGAAAUGUACCAACCAAACAACAGCCAGGGCAACAACAUUUAUCCUUCGUCUAAGACUCCAGAUUUUAAUUCUCUACAACCACUGCACCAAGGCCUCUACCUUCACCCCAACCAAGCCAACCAAUCAAAUCAGUUCUAUGCGGGCUCAGAAUCAGGCAGCCGACACAACCAGCCAAUGAGAUUUCCUGAUCUAACAGAAAAUGUUUCCGAUCCCUAUGCAGUGAGGUAUUCGAAUAACACUGGCUCGCUCGUCAGCCAAUCAGGGAGAGCUUUGCAACUGGAUGGUGGACCAUGGUUCAAUACUGAUGUGUGAUUGGUCAAUCGUUUUCAACAUGAAAUAAUUUCACUAAAUUGAUUGUACAAUAGAUUUUUAGAAAGUGGAAAAUGUCUGAAUGUGAAUUCGAAUAAUUUUUUUUAAAUUUCAAGAAGGAAUUAAGCAUACAAGUUUCAUUGGUAACAUGUUCAACGUUUUACAUCUAUGUGCACGAUGUGCAGUUGCUAUCUUCAUCUUAUUUAACGUCACGUGUGAAUAUUCAAUUUUUGUGAUCCAGUUAAUUAAGUUGACCGUUGUUUUAUUCAAGUGAUCGAUCCGAUGUUGUUUUCUCUCGUCUCCUUAUUAAAUAGAGGUUAUAUAUUUACCAGCGUGAUUGUUGUCAGAUGUCUUUUUUUUAUUGCAAGUCGUAACUUACUGUCGAUCUUGUGCUUAUUGCUAAACAUUAGUCAGCAAGAGUUGAGUUAGGUUGGGACAGUUAAAGCUUUUUCUUGAAACCGUUGAAUAAUUCUACAUUCUCAAUUCAGAGAGUUUGUGACAAUCAGCAUGCCAAAAGGCUCAUCCAUUCUGCUUUCAUUAUAUAGUAUAUAUUAUGUGAAGAUGUUAUUUUGAGUCAAAAGUGCUUGCUUGUGGUUAGGUUGACGUUAUCUCAUGUACUAUUGAUAGAUCUGGUUUUGUGAAGGUAUUUUUUUAAUCUCUUAUUAUCAGUUUAAAUUUUUUUAGUCUGAAUUUGUGUGUUUUAAUUAAUAAAAAUUAAU